This is a messenger RNA of Apis laboriosa (Himalayan honeybee), 813 nucleotides long. It is a transcript of the gene Fer1, whose product is annotated as pancreas transcription factor 1 subunit alpha-like. Lineage: Eukaryota; Metazoa; Arthropoda; Insecta; Hymenoptera; Apidae. The record is from RefSeq and is a predicted model, not a curated record. Gene Ontology annotation, biological process: developmental process; regulation of transcription by RNA polymerase II. Gene Ontology annotation, molecular function: DNA-binding transcription factor activity, RNA polymerase II-specific; protein dimerization activity; RNA polymerase II transcription regulatory region sequence-specific DNA binding. The transcript has 3 exons. The coding region runs from base 1 to 732 and encodes 243 amino acids.
AUGUAUUCCAUGGACAAUCUCGAAUUAGAUAUGAUGAAUCGACAGUACAUGUACGAGGCUCAUGGCUUUCUUGGGAAUCCAGCGAUUCCAGCUUUGCCGCCGCAUUGCGGAGCACCUACCACAGCUACGCUACCUUCUAUUCCCUCGCAAUUAGCUGCACAUCCUGCUGGAAGUACUGGAAGUACCAGCGGUAGUGAAAUUUAUUUGUAUGACGAAAAUAGUAGCGAUAAUGAAAGUGCUUACAGUAGUGAUCAGGAGAAUCACGCCAGAGAACGAAGUCAAAACAAUAGAAGAAAUGGGGCGUCGGGGAAAAGUCCGAGACAAGCAGUACAACAAAGACAGGCCGCCAAUAUGAGAGAGAGGAGACGUAUGCAGAAUAUAAAUGACGCCUUUGAGGGUCUUAGGGCCCACAUACCUACUCUUCCUUAUGAAAAGAGACUCUCUAAAGUAGAUACAUUAAAAUUAGCAAUUGGUUACAUUAAGUUUCUUAACGAAUUGGUUAGAGCUGAUAAGGGUAACGAUCCUCUGACGGGAAAUGGUGGUCUCUCAAGAUGUUCUGGACGAGAUGAUUCUAAGAAGGUCAUAGUUCGUGGCAGUGAAGGAAAUCCCUUCAUUUUUCAUUCCUUGUCAUGGUCCAGGAAAUCGGAUAUCUCCCAGAAUGGGACGAUGUAUGCAAAAGUAUGGACUCCGGAGGAUCCAAGAACAUCAAAAAAUGGCUCGACAUUCGAAUAAAAUUUUCAUCUCUUAGUUAAGUCACGUCGAGCCUUGUGUUAUUUAGUAUUUAAGGACAAACAUUCCUAGUCGUUAUUUUAC